CACGAUCUUGUUGUGAUUUCGGAACCAACACAGACACGAAAUAGUCAUCUAUACCACUUGAGAAGACUCAUUCAGCAGCAUUAGCCAACAAGCAGUGUUGUUGUCGAGCGACAGCGUCAGCGAAACGGUUCUGGCGACACGAGGGGACCCCGCUGUACGACUUCACAUCACGAGUCACGACGCACCAUGGCCGAGAAACAACCAGUACCACCGGCGGCGACAGCACCUGAUCCAGACGAGGAUGACUUGGACGACCUGGACGAUGUGCUUGACAGCUUCCAAAAUGCGAAGGUCUCCGAGCCCGCGAAGGCCGCUCCAGCAACAGCACCAGCCGCCUCUACAUCCACGCCAGCACCCUCAGGGCCAGGCCGACCACCUGUAGUCAGUCACGAUGCAGGCUCCGAGGCAGACUUUGCAGCACAGCUGGAAGCUGGCAUGAAAGGUCUCAUAGGAGAGCUGGACUCGAAUCCUGAAAUGCAGGCCGAAUUUGAGAAGAUGAUGCAGGAGCUCAUAGCAGCCGGAGCCGCAGGGUCAGAUGCACAAGCUGGAGAGCAUCUACGAGAGGCCGCGAAAGUAGUCUCGCCCGAACAAAGCAAAGCGAAGCCAGCAACAGCAGGAGCAGGGGCAGGAGCAUCUUCAUCAGCUGCGCCCAAGAGAGCCGGUGGCAAGCAGGACAACUUCCAAGACAGCAUUCGCAAAACGAUGGAGCGAAUGCAGGCUUCCGACAGCACAGCUAAACAAUCCACAUCGCAAAAUAUGUCUGAAGAAGACCUGCUGGCGCAAAUGAUGCGUGAGUUGACAGAGGGCGGGGAAGGAGGCGAAGAAGGGUUCAACAGCAUGCUCAUGAACAUGAUGGCACAUUUGACGAAUAAGGAAAUUCUUUACGAUCCAAUGAAAGAAUUGCAUGAUAAGUAUCCGGAGUACUUGGAGAAGAACAAGGACAAGAUUUCAAAGGAGGAUUUGACGAGGUAUCAAACACAGCAGACGCUCGUCAAGGAGAUUGUGGAGAGGUUUGAGAGGAAGGAGUAUAGCGAUAACAACGAGGACGACCGAGAGUAUAUCGUGGAGCGGAUGCAGAAGAUGCAAGCGGAGGGCUCGCCACCUACAGAUCUCGUUGGAGACAUGUCUGCCGCGCAAGAAGCCUUGGGAGAUCUGGAAGGCGGGUGUCCCACCCAAUAACCAUUCUUCUUAUUGGCAUUCGUGAUACCCUUCCAUCAAACAAAUCUGUACUUGGACCUAGCCGCCAUCUUUGCAGCAUUCUGUACACAGUUCCCAGUCGAUCAUGAUUCGCCACCAACGCCUCGCUAA
Cercospora beticola is the source of this 1308-nucleotide messenger RNA. RefSeq names its product Pex19p (gene PEX19). Gene Ontology annotation, biological process: protein import into peroxisome membrane. The record is from RefSeq and is a predicted model, not a curated record. Lineage: Eukaryota; Fungi; Ascomycota; Dothideomycetes; Mycosphaerellales; Mycosphaerellaceae. Gene Ontology annotation, cellular component: peroxisome; peroxisomal membrane.